Messenger RNA from Ficedula albicollis (Collared flycatcher), 4693 nucleotides. RefSeq names its product alkaline ceramidase 2 (gene ACER2). The transcript has 6 exons. Gene Ontology annotation, molecular function: hydrolase activity, acting on carbon-nitrogen (but not peptide) bonds, in linear amides. NCBI's taxonomy places the organism in Eukaryota, Metazoa, Chordata, Aves, Passeriformes, Muscicapidae. Bases 115 to 864 code for a protein of 249 amino acids. Gene Ontology annotation, biological process: ceramide metabolic process. The record is from RefSeq and is a predicted model, not a curated record. Gene Ontology annotation, cellular component: membrane.
AAAAGACAAGGAGCUCCUGUGGAGAGCCACAAGGAUGAUCAGGGGUCUGGAGCAUCUCCCUUGUGAGGAGAGACUCUGGGAGCUGGGCCUCUUUGGUCUGGAGACUGAGAGGGGAUGUCAUCAGUACACAGAAAUACCUCAAAGAUAAGCAACAUCUUGUUUUUCGUUUUGCCACCCAUAUGUAUGUGCUUGUUUCGUCAAUAUGCAAUCUGCUUCAACAGUGGAAUAUAUUUAAUAUGGAUUCUCCUAGUCAUGGUUGGAAUUGGAUCUGUUUAUUUUCACGCCACCCUCAGUUUCUUGGGCCAGAUGCUGGAUGAGCUGGCUGUUCUCUGGGUUUUGAUGUGUGCUCUUGCUAUGUGGUUCCCUAGGAGAUACCUGCCCAGAGUUUUUCGAAAUGACAGGAGCCGAUUUAAAGCUGCUGUGGGUGUCCUGUCUGGAAUUACCACCUGCCUGGCCUUCAUUAAGCCUGCCAUUAACAACAUCUCGCUAAUGACACUGGGAGUUCCCUGCACAGCUUUGCUCAUUGCUGAGUUGAAGAGAUGUGAAAACCUGCGUGUAUACAAAUUGGGUCUCUUUUCAGGUCUUUGGUGGAUGCUAGCACUUUUCUGCUGGAUCAGUGAUAAAGCUUUUUGUGAGAUCUGGUCCUCAUUUAAUUUUCCCUAUUUGCACUGUGUGUGGCACAUUUUGAUUUGCCUUGCGGCAUAUCUGGGAUGUGUCUGCUUUGCUUACUUUGAUGCUGCCUCUGAGAUCCCUGAGCAGGGCCCUGUCAUAAAGUUCUGGCCCAGUGAAAGGUGGGCAUUCAUUGGAGUUCCCUACGUCACCCUUCUCUGCGCACACAAAAAAAGAUCUGUGAAGAUUACAUGAAGUUGGAAGCCAUGUGGAAUGGGGAUGGAUUUUCAACUUACAUUCCAGCAUAGACAGUAUUUAUAUAAUGAUAAAUGACUACUAUUGUAUUGUCUCUUCUUGAGAUAGGCAGCACUUCAAGUGUCAUAGGAAAAGGGAAGUGUGUUCAUUCCUCUUUGAAGAAGAGAGAGGAAACAGGAACAUGGGGGCACUUGAACACUAAAGUAACAAAAUGGCUUCUUUUUUUUUUGCGCCAUGUUUUUGAUGUAGCAUAAAAGUUCUUUUCAAAUACCAGGGUCAAGGAAUGAUCUUUUUGUAGUAGGUCACCUUUGGUGCUUGAUCCACUUCUUUUGUAACUUUCUUUGUGAAAGAAAGCAGUCUAAGAUGCCUACAUGCCAUCCUGUGUCCUUCUUAGCUCUGAUUUUGCUGUGUUUGCAAAUGGCCACAAGAGUGUGCUCGAAGCCCAUGCUGUUCCCAGCCUGGUGUGGCACCCAGGCUGUGCAUCGCUUUGGAUCACAGAAAGCAUGGUUGCUUCCCCGAGUUCAAUAGGAGAUGAGUGCUUGCAGCUGGAUUACUCUGUAAGUGCAAUUACGCUAUGUAAACGCAGAGGGAGCUGACAGAAGUCCCUAAAACUAGGUAGGAGUUCAAGGAUUUUAUUGUAUUUCCACUGUCCUGUGAAUACUUGUAUACUGCAUAUUUUUUUCUUGCAGAAAUGUCACAGAAAUCCCUCUCUACCUCUUGAGACAUGCUUGGUUUUGAAUUUGGCUCAUAAAAGUGUGAACAUUACCUUCACUAAGAUCUCAGGUCAGCAUUGAUUGACAGUGUGAUUAAACUAUAAAAACUCAUAAGUGCCUAGCUGCACGUCUAAUUUGAGACCUGACUUCUCACCAGUUCAAAGUGAUGUAAAAAAUAGUCCAGUGUUCUCCUGGUUAUACUUAGGAAAAAAGUAGAUAACUGCUUAGAAACCAAGCUGCAGACCUAGAUUUCAGUGAGCAAUGAGAUGUGAUACUGAGUCUUGCAUUCUUGCAAAAUAUUCCAAUUUUCUGGGUUUUUUCAGCCCAUUUUGUAAAGAUAAGGGAUGUCUAGGUCCAUUUAGUUUUAAGGUUAUUGGUGUUGAGGUUCAAGAAUGGCUAUAGUUCUUGCAAGCAAUUAAAACAAUGCCUGUUUUAAAAAAUGGUGCAAAGUGCAGCCAUGUUUUUCAAGUAUCAGCAAUUGUAGCUGCUAAUAGCUGCAGUUUUGGAGAAAAAAGGGUCUACUGACAUUCCUCAGAACUCUAAUAUCAGAACUCUAAGCGGGAUAAGGCUUUGAAUGUACACUUUUAUUAUUAAGUAUUAUUUCCUUUUUUAGUAUUAGACCAUAAAAUAUUAUUUUAUCUUUUGCUUACAUAUCUCAUGUUGUACUUGUUUUUUAUCAAUGCAAAAAUGUACUCUAUACGGUAUCAUCUUUAUGAAAGUGGCUUUUAGCAAGAACUUCAAGCUGAAUUAAUUUUUAAGCAUUUGAAAACCUUUAAAACGUUUAUAUUAAAAUUUAUGCUUAGAAAGUAAGAAGUAAGGUGUAUGCUGAUACUCUUGAAGCAAACUGUAAGCAGGAGUUAUGACUUUUUUAUGAGACCUUCAAAAUAGGUGAGUAGACUACUGUCAGGCGACUGCCAAAUCUUAAAAGCAGGACAGACAUAAAAUGGAACACUACAUAUUUGUAACACUUGAUAGUAGAUUUGAAACAUCUGGUUUUUUGACACACAGUGAUAGAAUUUUUGUAUGAAAUCUGUUUAGAAAAAUGUAUGUAGUGAUGUUUGUUAGUCUUUGAAACAACAGCUAUUUUUCCUUUUCCUUCCUCUCCCCUUGAUUAUGAAGUGCUCAGCUUCAAACACUUCUCAGGUAUUAAAAGUUCUAUUAUUAUUAGAUUCUUAUACAGAUAGGAUUGCUGGCUGGAACCCAGCUAAGUUUUCUGAUGCCUAACAUGGCCCUACUUUGAGUAAGACUUUUAAAUAGUGUUUGCUAAAUUAUUAUGUUAUGGUAAGUAAGUUAUUUUCAAUAUUGCUUGGGAACCUAAUAACUGCAGACAUAAUGUACUAUUCAAAAUGACUGGAGCCUUUCUACUUAAUAUUUUGCUUGAAAGCAACCUCUGACUCAAAGGGCUCUAUUUAAUCUGCUGUCAGUUGCUGUCUUCUACUCUGCAGUCUGACUGCUCACAAAGAAGUAAUUUUGUAAUUUAAAAAAUCUCAGUAGGACAUUCAGCUAUUGAAGAAGUAAAUUAAUGCAGAUAAAAGGCCAAGAAUCAUCUCCUGUGUUUUUAUUAUCUAACCUCUAGCCUUUCUACUCUUCGUGGGAGAUUUUGUGAACAAAGAUCACUAUGUGUUGUUCAAAGCUUCACUGUAGAAUUCCUCUGUAGCAGCAGCUCACCACUUACAGAUUUAGCUGUUUCACAUUACAUUAAAUUAGUAUUAACUUAUAUAACUGAAAUUAGCUACACUUAUUUAAAAAAUAAAAAACAUUCCAUUUUUUACAAGAUUCACAGUUUUAGAGAUUUCAUCUACACAAUAAUAUUGGUACCCAAAGAAGUAUAUGAUUGGCAUACAGAAUAGUCUGUGCACUGGAUCAUACAAAUUGAUAGAGUAUGCACAAAGAGCUGUAUUACAUUGCAGUAUAAAGUGAUUUAUAUGCACCUGCAGGUUUUAAAGCCCCAGAAUGCUUUCUUUCCCUGCUGGCAGGAAGUGAGUUAGUUCCUAGUCUUCAGGUUCAGUUACUAUUUUAGUCUAUUUACUGGGAUGCAGUACUGUGUUGAGCGUAUUGUAAAUAUUGACAAGAGAUUUCCAUCAUUCCUUUAAUGUUAAGCUUCAGGUUUUUAAAGAAAGAAUGGUUAGUUUUUGGUGGUAGCAAACACUCAAUUUACAGUUAUUAACAACUCAAGAAGUACUAUGUAAGGACUUCUGUAGGGUUGGGGGUUUCUUCCAUCUCCAUUUAAGUCUGCGUACUAAAUGUUUGUGUAAAACAUGUAAUACUUUACAGCAUUAAACUGCAUUUGGAGUAAAUAUUGUUUGCUUUUUCAUACACCAUGUUUGUGGAGAAGAAUGCAGCUGCAAGUAUAAUGACUUGAGCCAUAAGGAUAAUUUUUUUCUUACACACUUUUCAACAAUUCUGACUCUGUGAGGAGGAGGGAGACUGCAUUAGAUAGAAGACCAUUAAUUAAUGAGAUAGCCAUUACUUUGUAUAUCAAACUGUUUUUUGCAACUAGAACAAAUAUUUGAAAACUGCAAGCCCGUGAAUCAACGAAGACAAGAAAUGGUUAAAAAUGAGUGGCCUGUAUUUCCACAAGUAGACAAAACUGGGUCAGAGUGAGUACAUCUGUGAGAACAAAGUGGGGAUCUUCAGUGUAUGUUAUCUAAGACUGUGCUUCCAACUUCAGGGAGUGAGAUUGUGGUUAUAUAGUAGCCUUGCACCUGCCCUUCCCCUCCCGCUUCGCUUUUACCAUGGUUCCUCUCACUUCAUGUAAAAGACCAUUUUUGAGACAUUCAUGGAUCCUCAUAAGCAAUUAUAAUCAAGCUGGAAAUAGCUGUUGUGUGAAAGUAUAGCUAUAAUUCAAGAAUGUUACUCACUCAGAAUUAAUGUCUGUAGCUGCUAAAAAUUCAAAAACAGCUGGUGGGUUGGCUCAUACUUUGUUGUAUCACUCAGUCUGCUCUUAUCUGGAAUUUAUGGACAUGGUUUCCCAUGGAAACAAGAGGAGCAUCAUCAUACCACUGCAUUUCCCUGAUAGCUUCAGAGCUCUGUGCUUAUUUUGUCCCAAUCUGACAGAGGCAAGAGCCAUGGAGGUAAUUUUAUACAAAUUGUGCAAAAGAUGGUCAUGUAGAAAA